Messenger RNA from Endocarpon pusillum Z07020, 372 nucleotides. RefSeq lists its product as uncharacterized. NCBI's taxonomy places the organism in Eukaryota, Fungi, Ascomycota, Eurotiomycetes, Verrucariales, Verrucariaceae. The record is from RefSeq and is a predicted model, not a curated record. The transcript has a single exon. The coding region runs from base 1 to 372 and encodes 123 amino acids.
AUGAGCUCCGUCUGGUCCCUUCCCUGGAGGGUUGGAAGCUAUUCUCGGGAGGAUGCGCUAUUGAAUGAAGCAGCCAGCACCGACCGUAUCAGAGGAGUUGGACUACCCAAGAUGAUCAAUGUCAUGGCGGUCUAUUUGCAGCAUGUCUCGGCCAAAGACAAAAUCUACGCUCGCGGCGAACGCAUUACUCCCCGAACCAUGACACAGCAACUUCUUGAACAAUACGAGGAAGAAGACAAGUCAGGACAGGCUGCGGUAGCAUUUGGGUCUGUUGGUAGAGGAUACUUGGGCUGGAUCGGAGACGUCAAUUCAGAGGAGGAGCUUGACCCUGUGUACUUGGCUCUGUUGGGACUCCCAGUUGUCGGAGGUUGA